Clonostachys byssicola is the source of this 1290-nucleotide messenger RNA. The record is from the annotation of a GenBank genome assembly. Lineage: Eukaryota; Fungi; Ascomycota; Sordariomycetes; Hypocreales; Bionectriaceae.
AUGGCAGACCCGCUAUCCGUCGAUGUCAGCGCUGCAGGAAUCUUGUCACUAGGUCUCAAAAGCGCGCAAGGCCUCAUACAGUAUUAUAAAGCAUAUCGGGGUCAAUCUGAAGAUGUCGCCCACACAACCACGAAGCUUGAACACCUCUUGGAUCUACUAGAGAGCUUGCAAACUUCACUCAGCAAUAGAAAAGCUGACACCAAAGACGGUGAUCUUCUAGAUAAAGUGGAUUCAUAUGUGGAAGAUUCCUAUGAGCCCAUUCAGGAACUGGAAGAGCAGCUGAACAAGCUCAGGAAAACGUCUGAUCGCGAUGUUAUUGAGAGCUUGCAUAGUUUCGGCCGUCGGCUUGUUUACCCAUUGAGAAAAAGCACACUGCAAAAGCUGGAAGCUGACAUUGACGACUCAGUACAAGUCAUAUCGCUUGCAUUACAGCUUCUUCAGAAUGAGGAUUUGAACAGAAUGCAGGAUGAUGUAGCAACAUUGCUGAAGCUCGUGGAGGCCGCUUCUGUUAGUAGUGAAAUCAAGUCGUGGAUCAAUGCUCCAGACCCCAGCAUCAAUUUUAAUGAGGCUGUGAAGAAGAAGCACAUUGGCACAGGCAGCUGGUUCGUUGAAGGAUCGCAAUUCCAAGACUGGUUGGUGAAGCCCACUUCUUUUCUUUGGGUUGUCGGCUUCGCUGGCUGUGGCAAGUCUGUCUUGAUGACGACUAUCAUCGAGCACACGCAGCGUCAUCGUCAGUUAAAGCAAGGAAUCGGCAUCGCUUUCUUCUUCUUUACUUUCAGCGAUGAAACCAAGCAGAAUUUCUCAGCUAUGCUUCGUUCCAUCAUCUUGCAGUUAUCCAGCCAACUCGAUCAGAAGGAUGAUCCUCUUUCCAGGCUAUGGAGGCGUUCUCAGUCACACUCUCCCACCAAUCAAGCCCUCUUGGAAUGUUUACAUCAAAUUGUGCUCAGUUUCAAAGAUGUUUAUCUUCUAAUUGAUGCUUUGGAUGAAAGCCCUUCAGGAAUAUACCGAGAUGAAGUGCUGGAUACUCUAGCCGAGAUAAGAGAUUGGGGCGAGCCUCGAUUGCAUAUCAUCGUGUCCGGUAGAGAUUACGCCGAAAUUCGUUCAUCGCUUCUCAGAACAUCCUCUGAUGAAACUAUGAUAAAGAUGAGAAAUGAAUCGGUUGACAAGGAUAUCAACAAUUUUGUAUCUCAACAUCUCCGUACACACCAGAGAUUUCGAAAGUGGAAAGAUCAUUAUGAUCAGAUCGAAGCUGCCCUCGUCGAUGGGGCUCAAGGCGUCUUUAUAUAUUAG